CACGCAAGGAGGUGAUCGCUUUGCUGCAGCGCGACAAGCUCUCGGACUGCGCCGGAGCGCGGGCGCGCAGCUACGCCUGCAGACGCUGAUCGGCAAGCAUGACCACAAAACCUGCGCCGGGAGCCCUCCCCACAACGGCCCCGCCGACCAGGGCCUACGUCCAGGCGAGACGGUUGGCCGCACAGCGCACCACCGAGGAGGCGGCCAUGGCCGAGGCGGCGCGCCUGCUCGCCAAGUCCUCGCUGGCGUCGAACGGCUCGGACCAACUCGGCCUCAGCCUCAACGGCGGAGGCAACCACGCUCUCUCGGCAGGCUAUGGCAUCCUCCGCGGCCUGUUCAAGAAGGACGACGCGUGCUCCAAGCUCGACAUGAUGCUGGGCGUCUCGGGAGGGAUGUGGACGACGGCGAUCUACGCGUUUGGCUAUCGCGACCUGUCCAACGCCGAGGCGCUGACCAAGCUGCUCGAUCCGUCUCGCUCCUGUGAUCCCAGCCUCAUCACCCUGGACCUGUUGAACGAGCUCGACUCGGGCACCCUCGGCUACUCGGCCGUUCGCCCCUUUGGAUGCCGCGCGCUCGUCCUCUGGCCGGCGUACCUAGCGGGCGGCCUUGUCUCGCAACUGACCGGCCUCAACACAGUCAACGCGCACCAGCUAUGGAUCGACUCCGUGCAUUCGACGUACCUCGCCCCGUACGGCAUCAAGCAGGGCAAGUUCAUGGCGCCCAAUCAAGAGACGAUCGAUGCCUUUGUGAAGGCGGAUCCGGAUGUGACGGCGGCGGAUUUUAUCGCACCUCGCGUCGGGAAGGAUGGCCCGCUCCCGCUCCCGAUGGGCGCCUUCACGAUGAUUGGCCCGUCGAUCCCCAACCAGAGCAAUUUCCUCGGCCCGCUCAAGGAGAUGCAGAAGCGCUCGGUCGAGGAGGGCGGCACGACGGAGGCGGUGCAGAAGGCGCGCAAGGAGUUCAACGGAGUCUGCCUAGUGCCAUGGGUCGCCACCGCCGCCACAGUCUACACCAAGUACCAGUCUGAGCCCGACGGCCCGUCCGAGAUGGCGUUCGACCAUUGGCAGUUCCGCGGAGGCUGCAGCAAGCCGCCGCCGCUCCGGUUCAACGACACUGAGGCGCUUGACAUCCCCUCGUACAAGUUCGCGCAGCCCAGCCGCGAGUGGUGCACGCCGGGCGGCAACGUGACGACCGACCGCUUCACGCUCGAUACGCUCGUCGGCUUCUCGAGCGACGUGCUCGAGGCAGAGCUCAACCUUGUUCGCUGCUGCAACCCUCUCCUCGGAACACUCAGUGGCCGGCUCAACAUCCAGACGGCGCCCAACGACAGCGCGCUCAAGGAGGGCGUGCUCAACCAGGCGUCCUGCAACUUUGGCGACGGCGCCAUCAUCGACAACACCGGCAUUGCUUCUCUCGUGGCGCAAGGCGUUCGCUCGAUCGUCGCGAUGGUGUCCGCAUCCAAGUCCUUCUACCCCCCUCCGCCCCCGGCGCUCGCCGCGGCCGGCAAGGCGAUGGAGGUGGGCAGGGCGGCGCGGUUGCAGGCGCGCGGGCGCAGCCUCGCUUCGGUGGCCGCGGCAGAGCUCGCGGUCGUGCAGCAGAUCCAGGAGCAUCUCGGGCCGUACCUAGAGGGCCUUUACCACCCUCAGGGCAAGGCGCCCCUCGACUCGUCCCUCGUCUCGCUGUUCGGGCUCAUGCACGUCCCUGAUGACCAGCAGAACCAGGCGGGUGCUUGGGUGCUCGCGAUGAACCACGUUCUGCAGGCCGAGAAGCUGUAUGGCAUCGUGCGCGACUUCACCGAGCUCUACCAUAAGGGCGCGCCGCUCGUGGCGACUCUCGAAGAUUGCGAGGUGCAGCCCAACCCUUUCCACGGCACGACCCGCAACGACGACAAGGGCCAGCAGCGGCUCUGCACUCUCACGGUCGUCUAUUUCACGAAGCCCGGUGAGACGGGCUCGUACAAGGAGUCCGCCGACAAGCUGCCGAAGUGGGAGCCCAGCGAUUCGUACGUGCCUGGCUCGUGGGCAGCGUGCGUGGGGAGCGCGGGAGGCGAGAACGAGGCCAUCUGGUCGCGCAGAGACAUGAGGGAUUUCCCCUACCUCGCACCGAUCGCGCAAAACCUGUUCGCGUGCCCCCCGCGCCUCGCGGCGUACACGAAGGCACAGGUCAACCUGAUGGCCUACCUGGGUGACUUCAUCAUCGAGUACCACUGGGAGAAGCUUCUCGCUCCGGUCUUUGCUCGCGGCAGCAACACGGCGGUGGCUGCACCUGCAGCGCGCAGGCCGGGCGGAAACAGCUGAGAGCUCUCGCUGUAUUGGCAUCUGCACGGUUGCAUGCACAUGCUGCAUGCAUGUGUCGUGCACGCAACAUCGAGUUGGCAUGUUGCUCUGGACACGUACACGUACGACGUAGCUGCACACCGCAUGCACACCGCACGCACAGGUGCCCACACAGCCCCCGGAAUCGCAUGUUCUUGCAUAUGCACCCAACCGUAACAAAAAUACGGCUUUUCUAGUUCGACGUUGCGAGCGAAAAUAAAAACAACAUCGGAUCG
Messenger RNA from Emiliania huxleyi CCMP1516, 2548 nucleotides. RefSeq lists its product as hypothetical. The transcript has 2 exons. Bases 99 to 2294 code for a protein of 731 amino acids. The record is from RefSeq and is a predicted model, not a curated record. NCBI's taxonomy places the organism in Eukaryota, Haptophyta, Isochrysidales, Noelaerhabdaceae.